AGAGCGCGUUACCCGGCAUGCAGCAGGCAGUGCGUUCGCACCAAGAUGGCGGCGCCUCUAAAUGAGUACGAGAAAGAAGCAGGCUGCGUUCCUAUUUUGCACUCGGAGGAAAUCAAACCUCAGGCUCACUAUAACCAUGGAUAUAAUGAAUCCCUUGGGCGCAAAAGCCACAUUGAUGAUUACAGCACAUGGGAUAUUGUCAAAGCCACACAGUAUGGAAUUUAUGAUCGUUGUUGUGAGUUGGUAGAAGCAGGCUAUGAUGUACGGCAACCUGAUAAAGAAAACGUUACCCUUCUCCACUGGGCUGCAAUCAACAACAGAUUAGACUUAGUGAAGUACUACAUAUCAAAAGGUGCUAUUGUUGACCAGCUUGGGGGUGACCUGAACUCCACACCGCUACAUUGGGCAACUAGACAGGGUCAUUUAUCAAUGGUUGUACAGCUUAUGAAAUAUGGUGCAGAUCCAUCAUUAAUUGAUGGAGAAGGAUGUAGUUGUAUUCAUUUAGCAGCCCAGUUUGGACAUACAUCUAUUGUCGCUUACCUAAUAGCCAAGGGACAGGAUGUUGAUAUGAUGGAUCAAAAUGGAAUGACACCUUUAAUGUGGGCAGCUUAUAGAACACACAGUGUGGACCCUACUCGGUUGCUGCUUACUUUUAAUGUUUCAGUCAAUCUGGGAGACAAAUAUCAUAAGAAUACAGCACUACACUGGGCAGUUCUAGCAGGAAAUACCACAGUGAUUAGUCUUCUGUUAGAAGCUGGAGCUAAUGUUGAUGCCCAAAAUAUCAAGGGAGAAUCACCACUUGAUUUAGCAAAGCAAAGAAAAAACGUUUGGAUGAUAAAUCAUCUACAGGAGGCGAGGCAAGCAAAAGGUUAUGACAAUCCAUCUUUUCUCAGGAAGCUGAGGGCCGAUAAGGAAUUCCGUCAGAAGGUGAUGCUAGGAACACCUUUCCUAGUUAUUUGGCUGGUUGGAUUUAUAGCAGAUCUUGAUAUUGAUUCUUGGCUAAUCAAAGGACUAAUGUAUGGAGGUGUUUGGGCUAUGGUUCAGUUUCUUUCCAAAUCAUUCUUUGAUCACUCCAUGCAUAGUGCUCUGCCUCUUGGGAUCUAUCUAGCAACAAAAUUCUGGAUGUAUGUAACGUGGUUUUUCUGGUUUUGGAAUGAUCUCAGUUUUCUGUUUAUCCACCUUCCAUUUCUUGCUAAUAGUGUUGCACUUUUCUAUAAUUUUGGAAAAUCCUGGAAAUCAGACCCAGGAAUAAUUAAAGCCACGGAAGAACAAAAGAAAAAGACAAUAGUGGAACUUGCAGAGACAGGAAGCUUGGAUCUCAGUAUAUUCUGCAGUACCUGUUUGAUACGGAAACCAGUGAGGUCCAAACAUUGUGGUGUAUGCAAUCGAUGUAUAGCCAAGUUUGAUCACCACUGUCCAUGGGUUGGUAACUGUGUAGGAGCAGGCAAUCAUCGUUAUUUCAUGGGGUAUCUAUUCUUUUUACUCUUCAUGAUUUGCUGGAUGAUUUAUGGAUGUAUCUCAUACUGGGGAAUCCACUGUCACACCAGUUAUACAACAGAUGGUUUUUGGACAUAUAUUACACAAAUUGCCACUUGUUCGCCUUGGAUGUUCUGGAUGUUUUUGAACAGUGUGUUUCAUUUCAUGUGGGUUGCUGUACUACUAAUGUGUCAAAUGUAUCAGAUUUCUUGUUUAGGUAUUACUACAAAUGAAAGAAUGAAUGCCAGACGAUAUAAGCACUUUAAAGUUACAACAACAUCUAUUGAAAGUCCAUUUAACCAUGGAUGUAUAAGAAAUAUUAUAGACUUCUUUGAAUUCAGAUGUUGCGGUCUUUUUCGCCCGGUUAUUGUGGACUGGACACGACAGUAUACAAUAGAAUAUGACCAGACAUCUGGAACUGGCUACCAGCUGGUGUAACACCCACUUCCAAACUGUGAGCGUAUCAUAUCUGAGUGGUGCCUGGAAGUCUGUUUCUUUUGAAUCCACAUCCCUUGAACAGUAGCAUGUUAUGAAUAGAGCUAACAGUGAAUCUCAUGGUACCUUCUUUGCAUCUGUUUUAUUAACAGAAGUUUAAAAAAGGACAGAAUAAACUGCCAAUCCUGACAAUGAGGAAGAAGAAGGGAAUUUUAACUGUCCUUACUACAGGAGUAACUCAGAAAGACAUAUUCACACAAUUACAUUUUAUUUUCACAAAGAAGCAUGAUUUGUUAAAAAUACACACAGAAUAAAGUCAUGCUGUGCUGAAGAUUCAAUAUUUAUUUCAUAAUUUGAACAAUUUCAUUUGACGUUAAAGUUAAAUUUCAUGAAGCUAUCAGUUCUUGAGAUUGUAUUAUAUUUACUGCAAUGGAAUUUUUGUAUAGAUUUGCUGUAGUAUUAUGUGCAUUGAAAAAUGUGCAUUAAAUACUGUGAUGAAUCAUGUAAUUUUGUCGGGAUCUACCAUGAAGUGUGAAGUUGCAGAAGCAGGAUGUUGGUCACAAAACUCUUACCUAAAUAUAAUGGUAAUUGCGAUCAGUUGUUAGGGCUGAUUUGGUUCUGAUACAAGAAAUUACUCAUAAAUCUUAUAUGAAGUUGUAUAUCCUGGGCAGAAAAUGCAACAUAAAGGAGAUCAACUUUUCUGCCUAAUAUAAAACAUCACUUAAGUGCAUGAUGAUACUUUCUAAAAUUAAAAAUAAAAUAUGAUCUGAAAAAAAUUAAGGAAAACUGUAAUAUAUGCUGUUAAUACAACUUUGUUUCAUAAGUAAUGUGAGACAUUGUGCAUGAUAUAUUCUACCGUCAUUAGAAAAUUGGAAAACACAACAAGAUGUUAUAUGGGAGCCAAAAAAUAAAAGGGUAAAUUGUUAGUAAUUAGGAUAUGAUUGUUAUUAAAUUGGUUGCUGUUCCCAAGAAGCAGAGAUAGGUUAAAAUAAUUUUU
This is a messenger RNA of Candoia aspera, 2908 nucleotides long. RefSeq names its product zinc finger DHHC-type palmitoyltransferase 17 (gene ZDHHC17). The coding region runs from base 46 to 1914 and encodes 622 amino acids. Gene Ontology annotation, cellular component: Golgi membrane. The record is from RefSeq and is a predicted model, not a curated record. NCBI's taxonomy places the organism in Eukaryota, Metazoa, Chordata, Lepidosauria, Squamata, Candoiidae. Gene Ontology annotation, biological process: protein palmitoylation. Gene Ontology annotation, molecular function: palmitoyltransferase activity; protein binding. The transcript has 17 exons.